AUGCCUGCAACAGAAAUAACUCCACAGAGACGAUACAGUACAUUUUCUAUUAACAGCUAUCGGUCAAGUAAUAGUUCUGUUAAUAAUAAUUCAAAUUCUGCUAUUACAACAUCAAGAUCAAGAAAAAAUAGUUUUGGUAUUUCAUCAAUAUUUGGUUCAUUAAAUUUUUCAUCAAAUUCAAAUUCACGUAAUAAUUCAAAUAAAAUGAUCUCUACAACACCAAGAGAUUUUAAUAAUGAAAAUACAAAUAAUUUGAAUCGUAAUGAUUUAAAUCAUAAUAUUCCUGCUGUAUUAGAACCAUCACAAGUACAAUAUUUAACAUCCCUGAAUAAUAAUAAUAAUAUUAUUAGUUCAUCAGUAUCCAAUUCACCAUCAUCAAAUCCAUUUGCCUCAUAUUCAAAUUAUACUACAAGUAUAAAUUCGGAAUUACCUUCUGUAAGACGUGAACCAUUUAAAUUACCAGAAGAAUAUAAUUUACCAAUUUUUUUACCAUUAAAAUCUGUUGGGAAAGAUCAAACUGUUACAGAUUUUACAUUAACAAGAAAUAAUUCAGAUAGUAAACAUGCAGAUUUUUCAACUUUUCACUUUGUUAAUGCACAUUCUGAAACUAUUGCAAGUAUAUAUCCUCCUGUAUCAUGGAAUAUAACAUCAGAUGAACAACAACAAUUAUCAUCUCAUGAAAAUCCACCUUGUAAAAAUAUUAAAACUAUUGAUGGCUUAUAUUCAAUUAGAUUAACUCCAUUUAUUGAUCCCUCAAUUGAUGAACAAGAGCAAGCUGAUUUUGUUAGAUCACAAGGCUUGUAUUUUGAUCCAAUUAUCAGAACCGCAGGACCAGAAUCACAACUUGUUAUUGCAAGAUAUAUGAAUAGUUUUGCAACAAUGCAUAAUUACAAUGAUUUAAAAUUAAAAGAAUAUUUUAAACCAAUUUUAUUUAAAUCUAAUGUUGUUUCAAGAUUACACGGUUGUGUCAAAGUUGAUAGAAAUGGUCAAUGGUAUAUUAAGGAUUUUAAUUCAUCGAGUGGUACAUUUUUAAAUCAUAAACGUAUUUGUUCUUCAAAUGAUAAAGAUAAUGAUAUUUUAAUGGAUGGUGGUGAUCAUUUAUUACAUGAUGGUGAUGUAAUUCAAUUAGGUAUGGAUUACAAUGGUGGUAGAAAUCAAAAAUUUCGUUGCGUUAAAGUUAAAGUUGAAUUAAAUUUAUCAUGGAAAAUUAAAUCAAGAAAUUAUAAAAAAAUGGGUCUUGAAAAAUUGCAUACUUUAAACACAAUGAAUUUAUUAUCAAACAAUGCUAAUUCUUUAGAAUCAUGCUCAAUUUGUCUUGAAGAAUUAGAUCCAUGUCAAGGUAUAUUCAUCUCACCAUGUAGUCAUUCAUGGCAUUUUAAUUGUAUUAGAAGAUUAUUAUUAUCAAAUUAUCCACAAUUUAUUUGUCCAAAUUGUAGAGCCACAACAGAUUUAGAAGCAUCAAUGGAUAAUUUAGAAAUUCAAUCAACAUCACCAUUGUCCUCUAGUGGUAAAAACACUCCAGUGCAGGACACAGGACGUGCACAUAGUCCAUUAACAAGGGAUAUGUUGUAA
Messenger RNA from Maudiozyma saulgeensis, 1572 nucleotides. Lineage: Eukaryota; Fungi; Ascomycota; Saccharomycetes; Saccharomycetales; Saccharomycetaceae. The record is from the annotation of a GenBank genome assembly.